ACGUUUUCCACUCGCUACGGCGCUGCUCUGAGAUAAAGGCACAUUCCGAAGUUACGUCUUUCGUGAGAGUAGUAUCUGUGUUGGUGUGUGAGUGUGCUAAAGUGUGCGAGUGACCAGCAACAACAGCAACAAAAACAACAGCGUGCAACAAGAGCGUUUGCCACUAAUUAAAUGCUAAAGUGUGGUGUCUGUCUGUCAAUUGAAUCGAAACGAUACGACUUUUGAUUGAAUUAAAAUACAAAUUACACGAAAAAAAGUACAAAGUUAACAAAAGGAAAACAGCAGCAGCAACACCAAUUCCAAUUAACGGUAAUUAAGCCGGUGAGCCCGCGAUAAUUUUUCCUACACUUUCCUCCUUGUGCGAGGAAGUCGAAGUGGCAAAAGAUUGUAUUUUUUACACACAUACACUCUUUUAUUUCGGGGAUAAUUAAAACCGAGAGUGGAGUGGAGUGCCGCCGUGUGUGUGUCCCUCCUCCGUCCUUUGUGCAAAGGGAAACAAUUUUCAUUAAACCGGCGCGGCACUAAAAGGAUUACCCACCCGUUCAUCUUCAUCAGGCUCCGCCGCAAAACCCCUGGCACCGAAAAGCGUUCUUUCUGUGGCUUCAGCUUCACCGGAAAUCGUAACCGCAAAAACAAAUCUUGAAAUUAUGAUGCCGCAAUGUCGUGCCCAAGAGACACGUCGCCGUUUGGGCUCUGUGAGCGACUCGGCCCCUCCAUCAGAGUCCAGCGAUGGCACUGGCUUCUCAUCGGCCUCGUCGGAGCAGAGGGAGGAGCUGAUACUCCACGCGGACUGGUCGGGUGCCCAUUCACACUCUUCGGCCCAGAGGAGCAGUGCCCACGGCACCACAUCGCUCUAUAAUGCGUCGGACAUCGACGCGGACACCAUCAGCACGGACACCACAAGCAACACGAACCUCUCCGACUACGAGCGCGGUCAGGUGGAGAGCUUCUUCGGUGGCCUUGGCACCGAGAUCUUUGUGAGCGGAGCCCUGGCCAAUCUCUACGAGGGCACUGGCAACGACGGCGACUGGCGUCUGGUCUUCACGGGCAUACCCGUGAUCCUUCACGACAAGGGCAACUCCCGGGCCAGAUCCAUACCCAGGGUGACUCUGGUGCUGGCCGAGAGGGGCUCCUGUUUCGCCCUCUGGUCGGAUCGCAUUGACAACUUGUCCAACUAUCGGCUUGCGGGUCCGUCCUUCCACACCAUGUGCCUGUCGAGCAAUCACCAGCAGAUGAUCGGCUUCAGCUUCGACUCCACAGAUGCCGCCCGCGAGCUCUGGCAGCACGUGGAGCGUCUGGUCAGCGAUCCGGAGAACAUAGCCCUGACCGUGCCCGGCACUCGCAAGCAGAAGAAGCAGAAGCGCGUGAAGCCGGCCCCGUUGCCGCCCAAGUCACAGAUAUCGCAUCCGUGCCAGUUCCAUCACGUGACCAGUGUGGUGAAGGAGGACAGCGAGCGGUACUACAGCAUGCAGGCCUUCGGACCGCACAAUCCCCAACAGCAUCGUUGAGUAGGGUCGGGCGCGUGGAUCUGGAACACAAGCGCCCUUUGGUGGCAGAACUAAGCCCAGGCCCAGGCCAACCCGACUCCAACUCCAGCGAUCACCCCUUAGUUGAUAGAGUUUAGAUCUAUGAUAUAUACCUACGUAUGUAUAUCUUUGUUAUAGCCGCGUUUCGGGCCUAAGUUAUGCCAAUGUGUGCUCUGAGGAGGAUUCUCGGAUGGCACAUUCAUCUGUGAUACGAUUUAGGCGUCUACAAACAUAGAAAUAUUAAUUAGCAUUUGGAAAAGGAAACUGAAAAUUUACAAAAAAGAAUAAUUCAAUUCAAGGCAAAAAAUCGAAAGAGAACUUUUCAAAGUUAUAUAACCCAAUAUAUUCGAUAAACGAUUCAAGAUUAGCGAUAAAACGAUUGUCAAUAAGCGUGCGGAGUUUUGUAAACCUUUUCUAAUAUCACACAUACACACCAUAACCAUAAUUAUAUAUAUAGUAUAUAGUUCCCGAUAUCGUAAUCUGCAUGUCCAUUUUGCAAUUGCUGCAAAAAUGUUUUUGAUACCAUAAGCUUGUUUUUUUAAUCGGACUAUGACUACACA
Molecule: messenger RNA, 2086 nt
Organism: Drosophila persimilis
Lineage: Eukaryota; Metazoa; Arthropoda; Insecta; Diptera; Drosophilidae
Gene: MESR3
Exons: 4
Coding region: 648-1508 (286 amino acids)
Biological process (GO): regulation of transcription by RNA polymerase II
Cellular component (GO): nucleus
Molecular function (GO): DNA-binding transcription factor activity, RNA polymerase II-specific; RNA polymerase II cis-regulatory region sequence-specific DNA binding
Source: RefSeq, a predicted model, not a curated record